GUCCCAUAAGGCCGCAAAUUGCAGCUGCAGCCCAAUAAUUUCUGUCUAUACUCCUACACCAUGGCAACCAACUUCAAAUCCAUCCCCGUAAUUGAUAUUGCUCCCCUGUUGGCCAAGUGGGAUGAUCCAGGAAUGGCUCAAGAUCUCGCUGUAGGUGAAGUUGUCAAGCAACUCGAUCAGGCUUGCAGGGAGACCGGCUUCUUCUACGUGAAAGGUCAUGGUGUCCCUGAGUCACUCAUGGAAGAGGUCAGAAGCAUGACUCACCAAUUUUUCAAUCUUCCCUAUGAAGAAAAACUCAAAAUCAAAAUGACUCCAGCUGGUGGAUACAGGGGAUACGAAAAGCUUAAAGAAAAUAUAACCAAAGGCGUGCCUGACUUGCUGGAAGCUGUCGAUUUCUAUAAAGAAAUAAAAAAGGGGACGUAUGGAACUUAUGGAGAGAUUAUGGCAGGAUGUAAUCAAUGGCCACAAGAUCCUCCAAACUUCAAAACGAGGAUGGAGGUGUAUUUCAGCCUUUGCACAGAUCUUUCAAGAAAAAUUAUGCGAGGGAUAGCUUUGGCACUAGGAGCAUCACCGGACGAAUUCGAAGGUGAAAGGGGUGGAGAUGCAUUUUGGAUGGUUCGUCUGAAUGGUUACCCUGGAAUUUCCCUUGUAGAUGGUCAAGACGUGCAAGAAAAUGAGAUUGGAUGUGGGAUUCACACAGACUAUGGUUUGCUAUCUUUGAUUAAUCAAGAUAAUGAUAUCACUGCACUUGAGGUGAAAAACCUUUCCGGUGAGUGGAUACCGGCUACUCCAAGUCCUGGAACAUUUGUUUGCAACAUCGGUGACAUGUUAAAGAUUUGGUCCAAUGGCUUAUACGAGGCAACUCUGCAUCGAGUAAUCAACAAUUCUCUAAAAUAUCGAGUCUCCGUGGGUUACUUUUACGAGGGGAAUCUGGAUGCAGUGGUGGAGCCUUUGGGAGUGUGUGUGAAGAAAUGUGGUGGAAGUCGGAUGAAUGCAAGAGCUGUUUAUGGAGAGCAUCUGAUAAACAAAGUCAAGACAAACUAUGCAAUGUAGGAGGUUUCCUACCCUUCCAAGCUUGUUAAUUUAUUACCCUUUGGCUCUUAAGUUUUCUUGAUCCAAAGCAAUGAGGCUUGGGAUAAGAGUAAAUGUUAUUUGAAGCUUAAAUAUGUCUGGAAGUAUGAGCAAUCUAAAUUGAUAAAUUAAAAAAAAAAUAAAGCACAUGUCCGUAUUAAUUGUUAGUUAUC
Molecule: messenger RNA, 1244 nt
Organism: Theobroma cacao (cacao)
Lineage: Eukaryota; Viridiplantae; Streptophyta; Magnoliopsida; Malvales; Malvaceae
Product: homoarginine-6-hydroxylase 2-ODD-C23-like
Source: RefSeq, a predicted model, not a curated record